UGCCCCAGAGCAAAUGUCUGCGUUUCUAGUUCAUGAUUAUUUUUAUUUGCAGGUAUGAGGAAGACGGUGACAUCACAGCUCUGGAGUCAGCACUGCCGAUCUUCGACAGUCUGGUGUCCGACUUCGCGGUGCCGGAGGACCAAGUGUCCGAGGCUCGCGGUCUGGUGAUGACACAGAGUGUGCUGGUGUGCUGUAGGGGGGGAGACUUCCAGGCUGCAGAGCAGGUGUUCUCUAGGGUCUGGGUGCCUGGAGCUGCGACGACUGCGAAGAGAAAGAAACUCCGCUCAAAGGUCCAGGAGGUGAUGAGGUCAGGGAACCCUGACCACUCUCUGGUUCAGGUCAGGUGUUCGUACGACAAGUUUCUCACCUGGAUGAUCCAGUUCCUGCACCUCAUCGUGGACGGAUUCUCGCUGCCGUUCCUCCUGAAAGCCGCCCAGCGGGUGCUGAGGGCCAGGAUAGAUGCUGGGGACGGAACAGAAGCACCAGAAGAAAGCCUGUCUCAAUCUGAGAGUGAUUCUGACAUGUACGAGACUCCGUCUGAGAACGAAGCACCUCCCAAGGAGCAGGAAGAAGAGUUUGUGUUCAAUUCCCCUGCACUGCUGCGGGAGUGUUUUCUGGUCAUGGCUAAGGAGGAGAGAUCGGGGUCAGAGUGGACAGACGUCAACGGAUACGACUACCGUAACCUUCGCGGGGAUUUGGCGAAGAGCCGAGAAGCUAAAACAUCCGGGGCUGCUUCUGAGAAGGAUUUGGAGCAAAACCGCGAAGAGAAAACAUCUGGAUCUGGUGUGAGAAAGAGUCCACGGAAACACCAGCAAGCAGCAAAAAACUCGGAGCCAACAGAAAGGCGAAGCCCUCGGAAGAAAACAUCGUCAGAGACAACGGGACGUCAUGAGUUUGCCACACAUGGAGCUGUGCAGAGCCGUGGAGAGAAGCGCAAACAGCAAACAGAUGAAGAAAACUUCGAGAAGACAGAAAACCGCAAGAAAACCCAGACAACGUCUGCCCCUUCCACCGACCGAAACAAUCCGGGACGGAUGCAGAAAUCAGGAGACACUGGAAAAGACAUCAGAUAUUGGAUGACGAGUGACCAGCCUUCCACAAGCGGGGUUCGCAAGAAGGUCCACAAGCAGGCGGAGCGACGAACACUGGUGGAAAGUGACAGCGAAUCAUCAGAAGAGGAGACACGGAAGGAGAACGUGACGCAAGGAUCGAAGAAAAGACCGAGGGACAGACCGGAGUACGGAAACGGGGUGAAGGAGACUUGGAGCUCUGAUGAGGAGACAUUCCGAGCGCCGGUGAAGAAGAAGUACUACAUCUAUGACUCGGAUUCUGACAGCUCCGAGAACUUUCCUAGCGCCCUGCCCUGCAGCGCGGCCAGUCUUGUCGUACCCCGCCGGCUAGUACAGAAGAGAGAACCGUUAGACAUCACCAGCAAAGGACAAGUCCGCUCCCGGUUCAGGUGGGCCGAAUACGAGGUGGAAAACCUGAUCAAAGGCGUGCAGGAGUACGGCGUGGGUCACUGGUCUGAGAUUCUGGACAAUUACCGCUUCAAGAACCGUACUAAUGUUAACCUUAAAGAUAAGUGGAGGCAGUUGGUCAAGUCUGGAACAGUCAGAGAAUUCCCCUAGUAGCAGAAGCAAAAUCUAGUUACUGUAAAACCUUUAGUAAAAUCUACUACAAAAAAGUACAAUUAGAAAACAAACUUUCAUUUACACAAGAACCGUACUAACGUUAACCUUAAGGACAAGUGGAGACAGCUAGUCAAGUCUGGAACAGUCAGAGAAUUCCCCUAGUAGCAGAAGAAUACCAGGACAUGGCUCUAAAUUCAUUUUUGGGAACAGGCUAAAAAAUUAGGUACACAUAAAAUCUUUUGGGUACCGGUAUUUACAGAUCUUACUCUUCUGAGCUGAAUUCCCCUAGUAGCAGAAGAAAUUUAGGGAGUAAAAGAAAAAUGACAACUUUUAUUUGCACAAUAAUCGCAAGAACUAACGUUAAUUUGAAAGAUAAGUAGAGACAGCUGUUUAAGUCUGGAACAGUCAUGGGCAAAGAAAUCCCCUUGUAGCAGUAGAUCUAAAAAAACACCAGUGAGUGAAAUCUACUACAAAUGCAAAAAAAAAUCACCCAAAGUUUGUACUUCAUAUUGCAUUCUAACUGUUAAUAGCGUAUUUUGAGAGUUAACCAUAUUUUUUUACUGUCAAAGUUGUGAUUGUUAAACAAUCAUAUGUUGUAGUAGAGGACGCAAAUCAUCCUUUAUUGUGCUGUUUGUAUCAGGUAAAUGGUAGAAGAUAUUAUGUAAGGACAGACUAACACAAAUUAUCAAGUUGAUUUAUCUAGUUGGCAAAUUUCUAGUAACGUCCCUAUAACUUUGUUAUGGAGUUAGGCAGCAUGUAGAAGGUUAACUUUAAAACAAGAUGGUUCUGGGAAGACCAGUUGUACAGUAGUGAGUUGUUGUGAACAU
Branchiostoma belcheri (Belcher's lancelet) is the source of this 2458-nucleotide messenger RNA. RefSeq names its product telomeric repeat-binding factor 2-like. Gene Ontology annotation, molecular function: telomeric repeat DNA binding. The transcript has 8 exons. Lineage: Eukaryota; Metazoa; Chordata; Leptocardii; Amphioxiformes; Branchiostomatidae. Gene Ontology annotation, cellular component: chromosome, telomeric region; nucleus. Gene Ontology annotation, biological process: protection from non-homologous end joining at telomere. Bases 33 to 1628 code for a protein of 531 amino acids. The record is from RefSeq and is a predicted model, not a curated record.